Messenger RNA from Cucurbita moschata (crookneck pumpkin), 959 nucleotides. Its product is annotated as transcription factor ORG2-like. Gene Ontology annotation, molecular function: DNA-binding transcription factor activity, RNA polymerase II-specific; RNA polymerase II transcription regulatory region sequence-specific DNA binding; protein dimerization activity. Bases 27 to 788 code for a protein of 253 amino acids. NCBI's taxonomy places the organism in Eukaryota, Viridiplantae, Streptophyta, Magnoliopsida, Cucurbitales, Cucurbitaceae. The record is from RefSeq and is a predicted model, not a curated record. The transcript is spliced from 3 exons. Gene Ontology annotation, biological process: regulation of transcription by RNA polymerase II. Gene Ontology annotation, cellular component: RNA polymerase II transcription regulator complex.
UUUUCAUUAUCUUCUUCAUCAUCAUCAUGUUGGCUGUUUCUUCUCCUUUGUUUUCUACUCUUCAAUGGCCAUUGGAAGAUCCCAUCUCCCUCCAUAACCACCAUAACUCACUCUUUCCUCCUUUUGAACCUUCUGAUAAUUCAUUCUACCUCCAAUUCCCUCCGCCCCCGCCAUUGCAGCCGCCGCACGUUGACCUCGAUCACUAUCCCUCCUCCGCUACUCCGUCACCCAAAGGCGGUGCCAACGUCUCUAAGAUGGCUAAGAAACUUAACCAUAAUGCUAGCGAACGCGACCGUCGCAAGAAGAUCAACUCUCUCUACUCCUCUCUACGCUCCCUCCUUCCCUCCACCGACCAAAUGAAGAAGUUGAGUAACCCGGCGACGAUCUCGAGGAUAUUGAGCUACAUACCGGAGCUACAACAGCAAGUGGAGGGGCUAAUGAGGAAGAAAGAAGAGCUGAUGGCAGCCAUGGUUGGGCACGAAGUUAAGAGCGAUAAAGAAAAGAAAACGAAAUGCGCAGCUACGAGCUCCUCGUCGAUCGUAUCGACAAGUCGACUUGGUCAACGGGAAAUGGCGAUUCAGAUAUCCACCGACAUCAACGGCGGCCACCAGAAUUCGUUGUCGGAGAUCUUGGUUUGCUUGGAGGAGGAAGGUCUUGUUUUGUUGAAUGCUUCAUCUUUUGAGUCCUUUGAUGGGAAGGUUUUCCAUAAUUUGCAUCUUCAGAUGGAAAGCAGUAGCAGAAUGGAGCCUAAAAUGCUGAGUAAUAAGCUCUUGGAGAUGUUCCCAUGAGAGAGGGUGGAAGAAUAUGCACCACAAAAUUAAGUAAUAAUAUUAAUUAUAUUAAAAAUGUUAAUGGAUGAAAAUAUUUCAAAAUAUUCGACACGUGGCAUGUUUUGAUAGGAGUUUUAUUUAUUAACUAAAUCAAUGUGUAUUUUACUAAUUAAUUGGAUAUUUUAAGUC